This is a messenger RNA of Diospyros lotus (date-plum), 3774 nucleotides long. RefSeq names its product probable LRR receptor-like serine/threonine-protein kinase At4g36180. The record is from RefSeq and is a predicted model, not a curated record. Lineage: Eukaryota; Viridiplantae; Streptophyta; Magnoliopsida; Ericales; Ebenaceae. Gene Ontology annotation, cellular component: plasma membrane. The coding region runs from base 174 to 3566 and encodes 1130 amino acids. Gene Ontology annotation, biological process: protein phosphorylation. The transcript has a single exon. Gene Ontology annotation, molecular function: protein binding; protein kinase activity; ATP binding.
GAGCGCACUACGCUACAUAAUAGGCACUGUUGGCGUAACAUAUGGAGAGAGUUCUGUCAAUCAAAGUCUUUCCAGGGGAUCUCUGCUAGCAUACGCUCCCAAAGCGCAUCACUAAAUCAUCUCCCAACUCAUGAACUUUGCAUCUCCGCCUCUUCUAUCAGCCAUUCCCAUCCAUGUCCAUAACGGCUACUUUUCUGUGCUUCGCGGUGGUGCUGUGGUGCGCCGCCACCUUAUCGUGCGCCGGCGGGGGGGCUGAGAUCCAAGCUCUCGCGUCGUUCAAGUCUGCCCUGCACGACCCGCUAGGCGCAUUGGACGGCUGGAACGCGACGACACCGGCGGCUCCGUGCGACUGGCGCGGGGUCGUCUGUUACGAGGACCGAGUUUGGGAGCUCCGCCUGCCGCGGCUGCACCUCGCCGGCCGGCUUUCUGAGCGGCUCGGCGAGCUGACCCAGUUGCGGAAGCUGAGCCUGCACUCGAACGGCUUCAAUGGCUCGAUUCCUGCCUCUCUGGCGCAAUGCGCUCUCUUGCGCGCCCUUUAUCUUCAGGACAACUCGUUCACCGGGGGCCUUCCGCCGACGAUUUCCAACCUCACCAAUCUUCAGGUCCUCAACGCCGCGCGCAACCUCCUCUCCGGCGGCGUCUCCGGCCACCUUCCGCCGAGGCUCCGGUACCUCGACCUCUCGUCCAACGCCUUCUCCGGCGGCAUCCUGGCGAACUUCUCAUCCGUGCCGGAGCUCCAACUGAUCAAUCUCUCUUUCAACAGCUUCUCCGGCGAGCUUCCGUCUACCAUCGGCGAGCUUCAAAUGCUGGAAUAUCUCUGGCUCGACUCGAACCAACUGUAUGGGACCCUGCCGUCGGCGAUUUCUAACUGCUCGUCGCUGGUGCAUUUGAGCGCCGAGAACAACGCCCUCAGAGGCCUUAUUCCGGCGACAAUCGGCUCUAUUCCGAAGCUCCAGGUCAUUUCGCUUUCGCGCAACCAGCUGUCUGGUUCGGUCCCCACUUCGAUUUUCUGCAACGUCUCAGUCAAUCCGCCAUCGCUACGAAUGGUUCAACUAGGGUUUAAUGCGCUCACGGGGCUGGUCAAACCGCCAAACGUGCUGUUAUCUAGCGUUCUGGAGGUUUUAGACCUUCACGAGAAUCAUAUAAACGGCGUGUUUCCUUCCUGGCUCACGAACAUAUCGACCCUAACAUUUCUCGACAUUUCCGCGAAUUCUUUUUCCGGCUUUCUACCGAACGAGAUAAGCAAGCUCGCAAGGCUGGAGGAGCUCAGAGUGGCGAAAAAUUCUUUAACCGGCGGAUUACCGGCCGAGCUUCGACAAUGUGGCUUGUUAAAGGUGAUUGACCUUGAAGGCAAUCAGUUUUCCGGUUCGAUUCCAGAUUUCUUGGGGACUUUGAAGAGCUUGAAGGCGCUCUCUCUUGCUGGAAAUCUCUUUACUGGUUCAGUACCACCAAGUCUUGGAACUCUUUUCAUGCUUGAAUCGUUGAAUUUGAGCAAUAACCAUCUCUCUGGGCCUGUCCCACAAGAGCUCAUGAGUCUGAGCAACUUGAGCAGUUUGAAUUUGAGCAGCAACAAAUUUUCUGGCGAAAUCCCAACUAAUAUUGGGGAUUUGAAGGGUUUACAGGUUCUGAACAUGAGUGGUUGUGGGCUUUCAGGAAGUGUUCCUGCAAGUAUUGGGAGUCUGACGAGGCUCACAUCUCUGGAUUUGAGCAAGCAAAAGCUGUCUGGAGAGCUGCCAUUCGAGCUUUUCGGUUUGCCUAGCCUGCAAGUUGUUGCUUUGGAAGAGAACUUGUUAUCUGGGGCUGUUCCUGAAGGAUUCAGCAGCUUGUCAAGCUUGGAGUAUCUCAAUCUAUUGUCCAAUCAGUUCUCUGGAGAGAUUCCACCAACAUUUGGGUUUCUUCAGUCGCUGAUUGUUCUUUCUUUGUCACACAACCUUGUUGCCGGAUCAAUUCCACCAGAGCUGGGUAACUGCUCUACCCUUGAGGUUUUAGAGCUUCGUGGUAAUGGAUUGACUGGUCGAAUCCCGGAUGAAAUCUCGCACCUUGUGCAUUUGUACAAGCUUGAUCUGGGUCAGAACAGAUUAAUAGGGAUAAUCCCGGAGGGUCUCUCCAAAUGCUACGCCCUGAGUUUUCUGUUGCUGGAUUCGAAUCAACUUUCAGGUCGCAUACUGGAUUCGCUGUCAAAGUUGUCAAAUCUAACAGUGUUGAAUCUUUCGUCAAAUGGUCUAAGUGGGCCUAUUCCUGCAAGUCUUUCACUGAUCUCUGGCUUGAAUUACUUGAAUUUAUCGAGCAAUAACCUCGAGGGUGAGAUUCCAAAGGCAUUGGCUUCUCGGUUCACGGAUCCUUCUGUUUUUGCUAGGAACAAAGAUUUAUGUGGGAAGCCAUUGAAUAAAGAUUGCAAGAAUGUCAGAAGGCGAAAAAGGAAGAAGCUGAUAUUAUUACUAGUUGUGGCUAUUGCAGGAAGUUGCCUCUUGGGAGUGUGCUGCUGUGGGUAUGUAAUUGGCCUUCUCCGAUGGCGUAAGAAGCUGAGAGAAGGCAAGAAUGGAGAGAAGAAGCGCAGCCCAGCUCAAGCGAGCUCAGGAGCAGAAAGGGGACGUGGAAGUGGGGAAAAUGGAGGGCCAAAACUUGUAAUGUUCAACAACAAGAUAACAUAUGCAGAGACAGUGGAAGCCACAAGACAAUUUGAUGAAGAAAAUGUCCUGAGCAGGGGCAAAUAUGGCCCUGUGUUCAAAGCCACUUAUCAAGAUGGAAUGGUGCUGGCAAUUCGUCGCCUUCCAGAUACAUCCAUGGACGUAGGCACCUUCAGGAAAGAAGCAGAGUCUCUUGGCAAGGUGAAACAUCGAAACCUAACAGUCCUGCGUGGCUACUAUGCUGGACCGCCUGAUAUCCGCCUCCUUGUUUAUGACUACAUGCCCAAUGGAAACCUGGCCACAUUGCUCCAGGAAGCAUCCCACCAAGAUGGACAUGUCCUAAACUGGCCGAUGCGACACCUGAUUGCGCUUGGCAUAGCCCGGGGGCUUGCCUUCCUGCACUCGGCCUCAAUGGUGCACGGAGAUGUCAAGCCACAGAACGUGCUCUUCGACGCAGACUUCGAAGCCCACCUCUCAGAUUUCGGGCUGGACAAGUUGACCUUAGCAACCCCGGCAGAAGCCUCAUCUUCUUCCACCACAAUUGGGACUCUAGGCUAUGUAGCCCCCGAGGCUGCGUUAACCGGUCAGGCGACGACAGAAGCCGAUGUGUACAGUUUCGGGAUCGUGUUGCUAGAGAUACUAACAGGGAGGAAGCCUGUGAUGUUCACACAAGAUGAGGACAUUGUCAAGUGGGUGAAGAGGCAGUUGCAAAGUGGCCAAAUAACAGAGCUGCUGGAGCCAGGGUUGCUUGAGCUUGAUCCGGAGUCAUCAGAAUGGGAAGAAUUCUUGUUGGGUGUGAAGGUUGGACUGCUCUGCACAAUGCCAGAUCCCCUCGAACGGCCGUCCAUGGCUGACAUUGUUUUCAUGCUUGAAGGUUGCAGGGUUGGACAGGAUAUUCCAUCUUCAGCCGAUCCCACAUCCCUGCAAUCCCCUGUUUAGAAGUAGCUUGAUUUCCAUGAGAAAUUGCUUGUUCAGAACAAUUCAUUCUGUAUUCUUGCAUUGUUUUAGGCUUAGAUGUAGUUGUGAUCUGAAUCAUUUGAUGACAUAUUUGUUCUUUGUUCUUCCUCCGUGCUUAAUUGUGAAGAAUUUUUUAACAACUUAAAAAGAAAUUUUGGUUCUAAAACACUCUUCCAUCAAUAAACUCAUA